Acipenser ruthenus (sterlet) is the source of this 2977-nucleotide messenger RNA. Its product is annotated as zinc finger protein 572-like. Bases 998 to 2275 code for a protein of 425 amino acids. Gene Ontology annotation, biological process: regulation of transcription by RNA polymerase II. The record is from RefSeq and is a predicted model, not a curated record. Gene Ontology annotation, molecular function: DNA-binding transcription factor activity; RNA polymerase II cis-regulatory region sequence-specific DNA binding. NCBI's taxonomy places the organism in Eukaryota, Metazoa, Chordata, Actinopteri, Acipenseriformes, Acipenseridae. The transcript is spliced from 2 exons.
UUCUUAGCAGACGCCCUUAUCAAGGGCGACUUACAAUUGUUACAACAUAUCACAUUAUUUUUACAUACUUUUUUUACAUUAUUUUUUUCACAUUAUUUUUACAUACAAUUCCCCAUUUAUACAGUUGGGUUUUUUACUGGAGCAAUCUAGGUAAAGUACCUUGCUCAAGGGUACAGCAGCAGUGUCCCCCACCUGGGAUUGAACCCACGACCCUCCGGUCAAGAGUCCGGAGCCCUAACCACUACUCCACACUGCUCUCAAUACUUUUAUGGCUGUUGGCAAAGGCUUGUAGCUUGAUGGUAGAUUUUUUAGAGAUGUCUUAGGGUGAGUGUGGAAACCCACCAAGCUAUAGAUACAGAGAUAAUAUAAUAUAUAGACGAUCCUUCAUCCCAACGAUGCCACUUGUGACGUACCAGUUGAGCUGUUUGCUUUGGACCCGCCCCCAGACUCCCAGAAACCAAUCAGAUUCCUUAUCUGAAUACCUUAAACUAGCGGCGUUGAUUUAAAAACUGAUUCGAGAAACUGCAAGGCGGCGGUCGCCAGUUUGGCUCCAGAUCCUCUGCAGUUUAACAGCAUGCCGGCUGUCAGCGCGGAGCCACAAUGGCGCCAGUUUCAUGCCACUUCUCUAUAAAUGGUUUUCAGUGUUCCUGUAUCGUAGUUCCGGCAAAACACGGGACGGGAGAAAGGUGGCAGUUCGGUUGCAAUUGAAUUCAAUAGAAAAAAAAAACAACGACGUCUGCAGUGAUGCUGCGGCUCAGCGACGCCACAGACAGCGGCUCUGAGAUCGAACCCGGCCCCCUGAAGGAGGAGACAUGCGAACCGGGGCCCCUUAAAGAGGAGGGGGGUCCGGAUUACGAGGAAGCAGGGCGGGGGUCUCCCCCUCCUUCUCCCCCGGCUGUCGAAGACGUGUCGGAGCUGGGGUGCAUCGUGAUCAAGCAGGAGGUGCUUUCGGAAUGCGGCGACACGGAAGAGGAGGAGGAGGCAGAUCUGGGAUAUCAUGAGGAAGGGCAGGGGGACGCUUCUGGAAAGGGAACGAGACGGGGAGGAGGAGGAGGAGGAUGAGGAGGAGGCGGCGGGGAGGAGGAAGAGAGGGAAACGACAUUCCUGUCCCGAAUGCGAGAAGUCUUUCAGCCAGUCCUCCCACCUCAAGGCUCACCAGCGCAGGCACGCGGGAGACCGGCCCCACGCCUGCCCCGACUGCGGGCGCCGGUUCUACGAGGCUCGGGGCCUCCGGUCCCACAUGCACAUCCACACGGGGGACAAGCCCCACCGCUGCGGGGAGUGCCACAAGAGCUUCGUCCAGCCCUGCCACCUCCGGGCACACCGGCUCACCCACACGGGCGACCGGCCCCACGCCUGCCCCGACUGCAGCAAAGCUUUCCCCGACGCCAGCCGGCUGAGAUCCCACAGGCUGGUCCACGCGGCAGAGAAGCCGUACGCCUGCCAGCAAUGCGGGAGGGGCUUCUGCAGCCCCUCCCAGCUCCGCAAGCACGGCCGCACGCACUCCGGGGAGAAGCCUUACCCCUGCCCGGCCUGCGGGAGAGCCUUCGCCAGGGCCGACGGGCUGGAGAAGCACUCCAGGACCCACACGGGGGAGAAACCGUACGAGUGCGGCGACUGCGGGAAGAGGUUCUGCGACUCCACGCAGCUGAAGAUGCACGGACGCACCCACACCGGGGAGAAGCCGUACGGCUGCCGGCACUGCGGGAAAGCCUUCGCCGGCUCCGGACAGCUCCGUCGGCACAGCCUGACCCACGCCGGCGGGCGUGGAGAGGAGGAGGAGGAGGAGAAGCUGUUCCCCUGUCCGGAUUGCGGCCGGGGCUACUCCACUGCUACCGGGCUGGAGAGGCACAAGCGGGUCCACUGCCCUUCCUCCUCCUCCUCCUCCUCCUCCUCCACUGCCCCAGGAGAGAAGCCUUACCCCUGCAGCGACUGCGGGAAACGUUUCCUCACCGCCUACCUCUUGAAGAGGCACGGCCCGGUGCACACGGGAGAGAAACCGUACCGCUGCCCGGACUGCGGGAAGAGCUUCAGCUGGGCCGCCAGCCUGGAGAGGCACCGGCGGACACACGCCGCCCAGAAGCCACACCCCUGCCCAGAGUGCCGGAAGAGCUUUUGCGACUCGGCCCGGCUCGCAAAGCACUGGCAGGCGGCGCACUCCAGGGAGCGGCCGUUCCGGCGCUCCGACUGCGGGGAGAGUUUUUCCGACGGCAGCGGGGUUGAAGAAGCACCGGAGGAUUCACGAGGAGGGAAAAAAGAGCGCACGGGUGCCUGAAACGCAGGAAAAGGAUUUGGGUCUCCGAGCGCACCCACACCGGAGAGAGAGAGAGACCGCAUCGCCGCUCUGAAAGGGUUCAACCGGCUCUCCAACCGCACGGCGCACCAGCAGCAAAGACACCAGGGAGAGAAGGGCACGCAGCGGGGAGGGUUCACCGGAAGAUCCGGGGUGUUUGAAAACGGAUUCCGGCAAAGAAGCUUUACUGAGUUCAAUGGCAAAAAAAAUAAAUUAAUUAAUUAAAAACGCUUCUGAGACUCAAGACUUGUAAGAAAAUAAAACAAUAAUAAUAACUAAGCUGUGUGCCGUGCGUUUCUGUAUUUGCCGUGUCUGUGGUUAUUAUUAUUAUUAUUAUUUGUUUAUUUAGCAGACACCUUUAUCCAAGGUGACUUACAGAGACUAGGGUGUGUGAACUAUGCAUCAGCUGCAGAGUCACUUACAACUACGUCUCACUCGAAAGACGGAGCGCAAGGAGGUUAAGUGACUUGCUCAGGGUCACACAGUGAGUCAGUGGCUGAGGUGGGAUUUGAACCGGGGACCUCCUGGUUACAAGCCCUUUUCUUUAACCACUGGACCACACAGGUGUGGGGUGUGGUUAGCAUUGCUUGGUCAGGUGAUUUUAGAAUAAACAGACUAAACGCUUGUUAAUGUGUGCAGCUGUUUGUGGUACUUUAUUUAGUGUAAUUGAAACUACAUAUGAUU